AUGACUUUGAGUUCAUCUCUUGAUUAUACAGUCGCCGACGAGCGAGCAUUCCGGUUGCUGUCGUUCAAAUGGACCCUUGCUUGGGACAAAAAGGACAUCGACACUUGGCUUUCAAUCACAGGACCUACUAUAGUAGCUGACUAUACCGACUACCCAGCUGUAGGAAUUCUCAAGCAAGGCAGCCCCGAAGAGCUCUUCAAAUCUUCGUUCUCAAGACCAAACUUGGGCCAUCCGCAACUCGAGACUCAACAUUUCCUUGGGGCGGUGGUUUUCACCCGCGUUAACGAUAACGAGGUGCGUGGCGACUGGCAAGUUCGAGCUCGACAUGUUAGGCGACUAUCUGAUGGGCAGUCACGCGAAUGGGAUUCCAGUGCUUACUGCGAGUUUCUUUAUGUGAAAAUUAACGAAGAGUGGAAGCUUGGCGGCCUACGCCCCCAUACAGUCGUUGCUACAACUGGGCACCCGGAGGAAGUAAUUGGUGAUUUCUGA
Colletotrichum truncatum is the source of this 489-nucleotide messenger RNA. The record is from RefSeq and is a predicted model, not a curated record. Lineage: Eukaryota; Fungi; Ascomycota; Sordariomycetes; Glomerellales; Glomerellaceae.